CCGCCUGCGAGCUCCCGGCCGACCGCGCCAUCACGAUUCUUGUAUCCACUGCCUACCCGGUGCUACUUUUGCUCGCCUUCACCAUUUUCUGGCUCGGCAGCCGUGCUCCCCCGCACCCGUUGGAUUCGGCCAUCCCGGAGCGGUUUCUGCUCGCGGCACACGCUACCAUUGCACGCCCGGUGGCCAGCUUGUUUCCUCGCUUCUGGAGCAUGGAGAGUAACAUCUCGGCUGCGCGAGCAGCCCGGCGGUUCCUCGAUGAUCGCAUUCGCAACGACUGGACAUAUCCGGAGGUGCCGGCGGCAUGGUCAGCCUCGGACGAAGAAGUGCGCGAUGCCGUCGACUUUCGCGAACGGUACUACGGCGAGUCUGAGUCUGGUGACUCGGACAAUGAAGACCAAGGAGCCAGUCCCUACAAAUUCGACAGUCCGGAGAGCAUCGGGGACACGGUGGCGCACACGCGCGAGGCGCGCAAGAGACGGCGUAGGCAGCGGCUAGAGCAGGAGAUGAAGGAAAACGAGGGCCUGCGCAUCUGGGUAGAGCAGAGGGACGCGUGGACAGGCGCAGCGAGCGUAAAGAAAUAUGGUACACACCGGCAGCGACAGGCCGACUGCCCACCCGCCACCCCCGACAUGGCCGAUCUUGUUCCCGUUGCGCCUCGUCUGCUCAAUCAAAAUCCCAUCCGUGCCUCUAUCACCCCCAAAGCGUAUUCCGACAUCUACCAGAAAAUUGUCGUCUCGUCGCGCACACCCUCGGUACCCAUUAAUCUCGCAGAUAUGACCAAGGCCUUAGUGCAGGGCUGGAAGGACAGCGAUGAAUGGCCUCCGAGGGUUGCGCCUGUAGACCCACUUGCCGGCAAAAAGCGUACCGUCCCCAGCACAACGUCAAACACACAUCAUGGGGGCUUUAUCGCAAGACACCCUCAUCUUGAAAAGGGCGUCGACGGCAUGAGGCGAAUAUUACAUCUCAACGGGCAUCAUGACCAUGACAAUGAGCACGCUCAAGGGGGAAAGGAGGGCUGA
Messenger RNA from Exserohilum turcica Et28A, 1019 nucleotides. RefSeq lists its product as uncharacterized. The transcript is spliced from 2 exons. The record is from RefSeq and is a predicted model, not a curated record. The coding region runs from base 210 to 1019 and encodes 269 amino acids. Lineage: Eukaryota; Fungi; Ascomycota; Dothideomycetes; Pleosporales; Pleosporaceae.